AUAAGCAUUUGAAGAUGACAACCUCGUGGAGCGACCGACUCCAGAAUGCAGCCGAUCUCCCUGCAAACAUGGAUGGGCAUGCUCUGAAAAAGUACCGUCGGGAAGCCUAUCACCGGGUCUUUGUAAACAGAAGUUUAGCCAUGGAAAAGAUAAAGUGCUUUGGUUUUGAUAUGGAUUAUACACUUGCUGUGUAUAAAUCCCCCGAAUACGAAUCUCUUGGAUUUGACCUGACCGUAGAAAGAUUAGUUUCCAUUGGAUACCCUCAUGAGCUGCUCAAUUUUGUGUAUGAUCCUGCAUUCCCUACCAGAGGCCUGGUGUUUGAUACCCACUAUGGAAACCUGUUGAAAGUUGAUGCCUAUGGGAACCUCCUGGUGUGUGCACAUGGCUUUAAUUUCCUCAGAGGGCCUGAAACACGGGAUCAGUAUCCAAAUAAAUUUAUCCAGAGGGAUGACACAGAUAGGUUUUACAUUCUGAACACGUUAUUCAAUCUACCAGAGACCUACCUGCUGGCUUGCUUAGUGGAUUUCUUUACUAACUGUGACCGGUACACUAGCUGUGAAACAGGGUUUAAAGAUGGAGACCUCUUCAUGUCCUUCAGGAGUAUGUUCCAGGAUGUCAGAGAUGCUGUUGACUGGGUUCAUUACAAGGGAUCGCUCAAGGAAAAGACCCUUGAGAAUCUGGAAAAGUACGUGGUGAAAGAUGGGAAGCUGCCGCUGUUGCUCAGCCGCAUGAAUGAAGUUGGGAAGGUGUUUCUCGUCACCAACAGCGACUAUAAAUACACAGACAAAAUUAUGACUUACUUGUUUGACUUUCCACAUGGACCAAAGCCCGGGAGUGCCCAUCGGCCGUGGCAGUCCUACUUCGACCUGAUCCUGGUGGAUGCGCGGAAACCCCUCUUUUUUGGGGAAGGCACGGUGCUGCGGCAGGUGGACACGGUGACCGGGAAGCUGAAGAUCGGUACCUACACUGGCCCGCUGCAGCACGGCAUCGUGUACUCGGGAGGCUCUUCAGACACCGUCUGUGACCUGCUGGGAGCCAAGGGGAAGGAUAUCUUGUACAUCGGAGACCAUAUCUUUGGAGACAUCCUCAAAUCCAAGAAGCGCCAGGGCUGGAGGACCUUCCUGGUGAUCCCCGAGCUGGCGCAGGAGCUGCACGUCUGGACGGACAAAAGCGCCCUUUUUGAAGAGCUGCAGAGUCUGGACAUUUUCCUGGCCGAGCUAUACAAGCAUCUGGACAGUAGCAGCAAUGAACGCCCUGACAUCAGCUCCAUCCAGAGACGCAUUAAGAAAGUGACCCACGACAUGGACAUGUGCUACGGGAUGAUGGGGAGCCUCUUCCGCAGCGGCUCCCGGCAGACCCUGUUUGCCAGCCAGGUGAUGCGCUACGCCGAUCUCUAUGCAGCCUCCUUCAUCAACCUCCUCUACUACCCCUUCAGCUACCUCUUCAGAGCCGCCCACGUCCUGAUGCCGCACGAGUCCACGGUGGAGCACACGCACGUCGACAUCAACGAGAAGGAGUCACCGAUGGCCACGCGCAAUCGCACCUCGGUGGAUUUUAAAGAUUCUGACUACAAGCGGCAUCAACUGACCCGCUCCAUCAGCGAGAUCAAACCGCCCAACCUCUUCCCCCAGGCACCUCAGGAAAUCACACACUGCCACGAUGAAGAUGACGACGAGGAAGAGGAGGAGGAAGAGGAGGAGGAGGAGGAGGAGGAAUAAGGAGGAAAAAGCGAAGCAUCUCUGAAGCCAAACCGUGACUCUGGCAGUGAUCAGGAGCGGAUUCCUUUGUUGGGGCCCUUGGGGUGAUGGGUUGGGGGGUGUGAUUCUCGCAAAGGCACAUUUUGAAAGUGUCUGGAAACUUUUAACAAAUUAACACUAAUUAGGAGGAGACCCUUGUUUUCAGUUUUGCAGACGGUUCAAAAAGCGGAUGGAUUCUGCCUGGGUGGUGCAUUCAGAUCGGACUGCCCGCCUGCGCUGUCGUGCUGCUCCCAUUACAUUUAGGGAUGCUGCAUGUUUCUCCCUUUCCCCUGGCGUGUUCCAUUGGAUUUUCAUUUGAACGGUGUCCCAUGAACGGUUUUUGCCAUUUGUUACAUUGGCUGUGGCAGGAAGGGAUGUGCUGGGCCAUGCAGGAGACAAAACCAUCCCAGUCCUCAUGCCUGUUGGGUUGCUGCCCUUCACCUUCUGCAUCUGGGUUAGAAGCUGCUCCCUCCCCAUGUUCGCCACGGUGUUGCUGUGGCUCCGGCGCUCGGUGUACCCUCUGCUCGGCCCGAGUUUCUCUCUGCAAGCAGUUCGAUCCCUCCGGCUGUCGCGGAUGGCGGUGGGAUUCCAGCUCUUGCGUAGCUGCAGCUGUACGCGUUUCGGCUUGUAGGCGCCUGUCGUCCCCUCCCGGUGUUUCAGAGCUCUCCUUCAUCGUCGGCAUGCGAUGCAUGAUUUCCAACGCGCUUCUCCGGCAGCUGAGCCGCACGCUGUGCUCUCGGCUCCUGCAGUUUCCGCAGUAAAUAUUAACCCAGGAGCUUGGAGCUGCUGCUUCAGCAUUACGUUAGUUGGUUUGUCCCCCCGCUGCCUGUUCCUGACUUUUCUGUCUGCUCCGCUUUAAGAAAGGGGAGCAUCCCAGAGCCAAACCAGCCACCUCCUGGAGCGAAAGGGCCUGCGAUUCCGGGGUGCUGCAGGCCACGUGUGUCUGCCCUGGCCGUACCACGAGGCCAGUGCCGCGGUGGGAGUCGGGGAACUCCCGUCCGGCUGGCAGCUGCCGCGGAGCCGCGGGCGGGUUGCGGUGGGCAAGGCUGCAUCCCUGGCCAAGGAGGGUGAUGGCUGUGGGCUGCUGCGCCGGGACCAGGGGUG
This is a messenger RNA of Eurypyga helias (sunbittern), 2840 nucleotides long. RefSeq names its product 5'-nucleotidase, cytosolic II (gene NT5C2). The transcript is spliced from 17 exons. The coding region runs from base 15 to 1718 and encodes 567 amino acids. Gene Ontology annotation, biological process: adenosine metabolic process; IMP metabolic process. Gene Ontology annotation, molecular function: 5'-nucleotidase activity. The record is from RefSeq and is a predicted model, not a curated record. Lineage: Eukaryota; Metazoa; Chordata; Aves; Eurypygiformes; Eurypygidae.